Paramecium octaurelia is the source of this 2826-nucleotide messenger RNA. The record is from the annotation of a GenBank genome assembly. NCBI's taxonomy places the organism in Eukaryota, Ciliophora, Oligohymenophorea, Peniculida, Parameciidae.
AUGAGACCCUACACAAGUACUCCUCAAAUUUAACAUAGGGAAUAGGCGCAAGUAAAUAACCCAUUUAUAUAGUUAAAGUCUGCUAUUGAGUUUCGUCAAAAUGUUCAACAUUAUAAGUAUAUUGAUUAUCUAUAUCCGAAGACCGAAAUUCUAUGUAACCAAGGCGCAUUAGGAUUCGAAUGAACAAUUCCUUUCCAGGUAUUUGAGAAUAUUCAUAUUUAAGCAAAACAAGGGAUCCGCCAAAUUCUAGAGAAUUCAAGAAGACCAUUCCUAUAACAAUGGUUUAAGAUAAGGAGAGAUUGUAUGAGGAACUUAAUAAGACAAAGCAGAUGUGUAAUAAUCUAAAAUUGGAGAAUCACCAACUAAAGGCAUAAAUUAAAAGUUAAGAAACUGCCAUGCUCAAAUGUAGUGAUGUACUUCAUAAUUUUAUUUAGCCUGUAAAUGAAGAUUACCAAUCUUUUGUUACAAAUCCAUUGCCUUAGCAUUAUAAGAAACAAAUUAGUGAAAUCCCACAAUCGACUAUUAUUUUGUAAUUGAAGAAACAGAAUAAGGAUUUGAGGGAAGAGCUGGAUGAUUUUAAAGAGGAGAUGAUAAGAGUGAAGAGAAGUGCCAAAUUGACAAAAAUUUAGGAAUUGGAAGCUGAAUUGAAAAAUUACUCAGAUGAAUCUUUGCGUUUGAAACAGCUUCUUCAUCAAUAAAUAUUGAAGACUAUGAAUCCGUAAUUUAUUUUUUGACCUUUCUAGUACUAAAACGGAAUAAAAUAUCGAGGAAAGAAUCCUAACCUUAUAAGAACAGUUGCAGAAAUGCAGCUAAGCGAAAAAUAAAUUUUAUUAAGAAUUGAAGAAAGCUGAAGAAGAAAUUAAAAAUUUGAACCUCCAAAAUUCGGAGUUGGACUAGAAUUAUUAGAAAAGCAUAAAGGAGAAGACAUAAAUAAAGAAGCAAUUAACUUCAUUAGAGGAAUAAUUCAAUAAGGCUUAAUUAAAUGAUCCAUUAUUCAGAAGAGGGUAAGAUGUUACUUAAAUGAAAUUGGAAUUAGAGAGGAAAGUUGUAGAGAAUAACCAAUUAAAGAAUGAUAAUAUGAUAAAAGAUAAGAAGGUUCAUGACUUGGAAAGAUCACUCAAAGACGUUACAAGUACCUUCUAAGAUAAACUGAAUACGGUCACUAAGGAAAAGGAAAGCUUUAAAGAGAAAUAUGAGAAGCAGAAGCAAGAACUUAUCGAAUUGCAAGAUAAAUAUUAGCAAUUGUUUUUCAACAGCAAUAGAAAUCUUCAAUCAUAGUAAAUUUAAAGUGGCAGAAGGGAUGCCAUUUUUACAGUGCAAUCCUAAGAGGAUAUUCAGAAUCAAAGGAGAAAAUCUCAAGAACUUACACCUGAUAUGCACAAAUAAAACGAUAUAUAAUAAUAGCAGCAAUAAUCUACCCAAUAAGAGAAACAAAGCUAUAGAAGGAAAGUGCAAAGAAAGUUAAGUUCAAUUCGACAGGAUGACAUUGAAGAGUUGCUUACUUAGUUAAGAUAUAAAUUAAGGGCAUAGAAUAUCAGGAAUGCAGAAUUAGAAUUAUAUCUAUUUCGGUAGAAGGACACAAAUGAGACUUCUUUAGGAGAGAUGAUUUAGAUUCUACAGAACAAGCCUUUUAAUUUAAAUCAAAAUGAGAGUGUAUUGAUAUCUCGUUAUUUGAUUGAACCUUAUGGUGAGAAGGAAAUCACUUAUAACAUCAAUUUAACCAAAGACAAUGAGAGCAUUUUGCAGACCCUGAUUAGAGCAAUUGGUAAAUACAAUAUAUUGGUUGGAGAGGAUAGAAUUCAAAUGCAUGAGCAGAUAAGACAAAAACUGAAUGAAAAAAAGGAUGAUUUGAUGGCCUAUCUAAAGCCCAAGAAGUAACAAGGAAAUUCAUCAUAAUCAAUAUCGGCUCAAUUACCAGGCAGUUUGGUGAAUAGAUAGCAAUUCAAAACGGCAUUGUUAUAGACUUCAUUGGAUGAGGAAUAGACAGAUGUUCUGUUAUAAACAAUAUAUGAAUAGACUUAGGAUUUCAAUUUCAUAGAUUUGGAUAUGGUUUUUGAGACUUGGCCAAGUUCAGGACCAAUUAAAAUAACUAGAGUUUAGGUAGAAUAAUAAAAAGAAGAUGGGGAAUUACCUGACACAGUGCGGGAAUGUAUAGAGUGUUUGUUAGAAUAUGCUAAUAAAAACGGAUUAUCAAUAUUAGAUUUGAGAAAGCAGAUUGAUGAGGAUAAUAGUGGUCAUGUGGAGAGAUCUGAAAUGAAAUAGUUUUUGCUUAAGUGUGAUAUUCAAUUAAAUAAUGAAUAGUACGAUUUAAUUUUAGAUCAUUUUGAUUUGGAGGGAGAUGGUAGGAUAUCGACUAAUGAUAUUGGUGUUGUAUUGAAUAAGGCGUAUAAUCAAAAGAUGUUGGCUAUGAAGGAACAGAGAAGUGCAAAGAAAACCUCGAAAUGUAUUAAUAUGUAUAUUUAGAAAUCUUAAAUUUGGUGGCAAACCAUUUUGUUUAAUUUAUGUAGACUAAUAAAUUGGAUCUAUUUGAAAUAUUCAUGACUAUCGAUUAGGAUGGCUCAGGAUCUGUGAGUAGGGAUGAGUUUAAAUAAAUGUUGAGAACUCGAGUAAGUGUAUAUACUUAAAUGGAAGAUUGUAAUUCCUUUGGAUUAGGAGGAGUAUGCAGAGUUUUUUAAGCUGAUUGAUAAUACAAAUGAUGGAUAGAUACACUUCAAUGAGUUUUAAUAGCAUAUGAUACCUGAGAUUGAGAAGAUCACCUAGAGACCCUAUCAUGAAUUCUUAAAUGAGCAAAUUACUAAGAAAGUUGGAUGAUUAAUAUAUUAAUAU